AUGUCAGUGGAUAUAGAAGAAAAUGUAAAUACAAAUUUUGCUCUACAAAUUGACGAGUCCACAGAUAUUAGUGAAUUAAUAAAACACACAAAAGGUCAAGAUAUUUUUGAAAUUGUAAAUUCAUACUUCAAACAAUCAAAUAUAUCCUGGAAAAUGUGCGUAGGAAUUUGUACUGAUGGAGCACCUUCUAUGGUUGGAUCUAUUAAAGGUUUUAUUACACUUGCAAAACAAAUUAAUAUAAAUAUAAUUCAUACUCAUUGCUUCUUACAUCGUGAGGCACUUAUUGCUAAGACGUUACCACAAGAAUUAAAAGCUGUACUAGAUCAAACUAUAACCAUGGUUAAUUAUAUUAAGUUGAGGCCAUUGAAAUCUCGUCUAUUUAAACAACUAUGUAAUGCUAUGGACGCAAAACAUGAAUGCUUACUAUUACACACUGAGGUAAGAUGGCUAUCCAGAGGAAAAGUGUUAAUGCGAGUAUUUGAACUAAAAGAAGAGUUACUAGAAUUUUAUAGCACAGAAGGAAACAUAACAUUAUGUGAACUUCUUAAAAAUGAAAAAUGGUGUGCUAUGUUAGCAUAUUUAGCAGAUAUAUUUAAUUAUAUUAACGGUGUUAAUACUAACAUGCAAGGACGCGAAGAAAAUAUUUUAACUUCUACUGAUAAACUUUUAGCUUUUCAAAAAAAAAUUGUCAUGUGGAAAAGGAAAGUUACUGAAAAUAAUUUCGAAAUUUAUAACUUAACAUUUCAAGAAGAAGAAGAACUUAUAUCUAUUUCUGCUGAUCAUAGUCCUAAAAUUAAAUUUUCUGAAGAACCGAUUGAAGACUUUUGGAUAUCAAUGAAAGAACAAUUUUCAAAAAUAUCUGAAAAAGCUUUAAUAAUUUUGUUGCAAUUUUCGACUUCAUACCUUUGCGAGUUAGGAUUUUCUACGCUAACAAAUAUUAAAACUAAGAAAAGAGAAAAACUUCUAGGAGUAGAAGAAGAAAUAAGAGUAGCACUGUCGUCUAUUCGUCCUCGUAUCAGUCUAAUUACAAAAAACAAACAAAGCCAAGUAUCACAUUAA
This is a messenger RNA of Aphis gossypii (cotton aphid), 1059 nucleotides long. RefSeq names its product zinc finger BED domain-containing protein 5-like. The record is from RefSeq and is a predicted model, not a curated record. The transcript has 3 exons. Bases 1 to 1059 code for a protein of 352 amino acids. NCBI's taxonomy places the organism in Eukaryota, Metazoa, Arthropoda, Insecta, Hemiptera, Aphididae.